AUGGAGAACUUGGCAACUAUAAAUCAAACUGAUAUUAAUAAUGGAGUACUUAAUCGUAUGCUUGCUAAGGCUGGUAUUCCUGAUGUUCAAGAAUAUAUAAAUCAAUUCCAUAACGAAACGGAAAACUUGAUAGUCGAAGAAUUCGAACAUCCCGAUCUAAAUAAAGUAGAUAAUAAUGAACAGAUAGCUUCACCAGCUGAUGUUCAAAAUUGGAUUACAGGUUUACGACUUCGUCUAGAUGAUCCUAUUCAAACACCAUUACCUCAACAACAACAAUCGCAAGAGACACCUCCACCAAAAGAUAUUAAAAGUUGGAUGCACCGUAUGGGACCAAGUAACUUACAUCCAUCUACUGACACAACUGUUGGUACAACAGAAAUUACUACGAUUAGUAAUGAUAUUAAUCCGGCAAAUGGUGAUCUAGGUACCUGGCUCAAUCAAUGGUCAAAAAGUCUUACUGAACAACCACCACCCACUUCAUUAGAUAAUUGGUUAAAAGGUCUCGUACCAAACAAUAUGCAUGAACCACUUAGUAAAGCAAAUAGUUCAAAAGGUCGACUAAAUAGUUAUCUGAAUGCAGCUGAACAAGUUCUUUCAAAACAUGGCUAUGAUGUUUCAAACGAAGUUAAACCACCAACAAAUGUUAAAGUCAAAAGUGGAAUGUUUGGAAAUGUAAAACAAAUGUAUUUUCUUUGGAAAACAUUAGAUAAAAAUAACGACAGAAAAAUCACAGUUGAAGAUGUUCAAAUAAUGCUUGAAGAAAUGGGUCUUGGUUUUAUAAGUAAAUAUGCUGCAAAAACAUUAUUUGACAUGGUCGAUACCAAUCAUGAUGGUGAAUUACAAUUUCGUGAUUUUGUUGCAUUGAUGGGUAUCAUAAAACAAUUAGUAGGUGCUGUUGGAUCAGCAAAGUGA
This is a messenger RNA of Adineta steineri, 912 nucleotides long. The record is from the annotation of a GenBank genome assembly. NCBI's taxonomy places the organism in Eukaryota, Metazoa, Rotifera, Eurotatoria, Adinetida, Adinetidae.